UGGGGGUGGCGGAGUAAAGAGAGCAGCGCUCACGCCUAUGUGAUUGCUGAAGUGCAGAACGUGUAUCCUCUCACAGCCUCCCGGGGAGACACGGCUGCCUCGGUGCCUGGAAGCGAUGGGCCUUAUCUUUGCCAAGCUAUGGAACUUUUUCUGCAACCAAGAGCACAAAGUGAUCAUUGUGGGUCUUGACAAUGCAGGAAAAACCACCUUACUUUACCAAUUUUUAAUGAAUGAAGUGGUGCAUACAUCUCCCACAAUAGGAAGCAAUGUAGAAGAAAUAGUGGUUAAGAAUACACAUUUUCUAAUGUGGGACAUUGGCGGGCAAGAAUCCUUGCGCUCAUCGUGGAACACCUACUAUUCCAACACAGAGUUCAUUAUCCUGGUAGUAGAUAGCACUGACAGAGAGAGACUUUCCAUAACAAAGGAAGAACUCUACAGAAUGCUGGCUCAUGAGGAUCUGCGCAAGGCAGCGGUUCUGAUCUUUGCAAACAAGCAGGACAUUAAAGGGUGCAUGUCGGCGGCGGAUAUAUCGAAAUACCUCACACUUAGCUCAAUAAAGGAUCAUCCGUGGCACAUCCAGUCCUGCUGUGCGCUCACAGGAGAAGGGUUGUGCCAAGGCCUCGAGUGGAUGACUUGCCGAACCGGAGUGAGAUAACCGUUACAGCCAGAAAGGACUUCUAUUUAUUCAAUGAACUUGUACAGUCUUAAAGUACUUUUCUACACACUAAAGCAUUACGUGCUUAAUUUAUAACAGAUCAAACCUCUCUCUGAGCCACACUUGAUUCAAGUGCAGCUAUGUCUAAAAGAACCACAGUGUUUGGCCGCGCGUCAGGACCUCAUUGGGAAAAUUCUUUGGUGUCUUAUUGAUGCCUACUUACACUGCAAAUGUAUUUUAUCUCCCUUCAAGACCGACUUGUAGCUAGCCCUUUAUCCCCUUUGGUGCUUGUAUUUUAAAACUCUUUCAUCAGUCAAUAUUUACCAUGUUUUCCAUUUUUAUUCAGUGUAUCAAUGACCAGCAGCCAGAACUGCUAAACUGGAAAUCUGAAUUUUCCAAUUGAUCAGACAGACUGUUACCAUUCUCAUUUUCCCGCUACCUCUGCGUCACUACCAUGCAAUAUAUAUUCUAGGCAAACUCCUAAUCCAGCUACAGCUGGGAAUUGUAGUUCAUUGGCUGGAUGGGUGCACAUUCACAUCCCUCCCAUAAAGGGGCAGGUUUUUUCUGUGCUGCAGAUUCUGGAUUCGCAAUACCUGAAAUAGAAUGUAAUCCAUGGCCAUGUUUAUAAUGUAUUCUCCUUUUUAUGUUUUAUUUAGGGCUUUUCAACAAACUGACAAUUCCUUUCCCAAAUGCCAAUGAGAGAAUUUUCUUUAGCUUGUGUUCGUGCAUGGGCUAUGCCACAGGCAAGUCUUUCUCUUUGGCUGUAUGUGGGUAGGGAACAAUCAUUAUUAAAACUGAAUUGUGAAGUGAAGGCAGAGUACAAUAAGCUAUGAAGCCAGUGUAUUUAAAGAGGAUGAAGAAUCGUCCAAGUAAGUUAAGGGUUUCUAUAGUCUGUUUUGUAUUGUGUAUUCAUUAUUGAGCUGCCUUAUCUUCCAGCAAGCAGCAUAAGUAUACAUGGAACCUAAGAGUUAAGCUGACCAUACAUGAAUAGAUGAACUCAUUUGGCAAGGUCGCCAAAGGAAAAGGGGACUUUCCCUGAUAUGUCCACCUUGAGGUGGGUGAUAUCAGAUUGGUCCAAAUGAUUGGAUCACCCCGAUGAGAUGCAGGCCAUUGGCAGCUUUUAUCGGUCCUUGUAUGGCCACCUUAACACAGUAGGCACUGGUUAUACUUGCUUCUGAUUGGCUCCUUCUGCUCUGAAAAGAGAGAAUGGACAGUGACCAGUUAGGCUUCUGCUGCAUUGGAGACAGCUGCUUAAAGCCGUCAGGUGGACCUGAGCCUGUAUCUUUGUAACAGUAGGAAUAAAGAUAGGUACUACAUAAUAGGGCUCAUUUACAAUGCAAUGAAAAUUGCAGUUUUUUUUUUAUGAAUAAAUCGGAAGAAUUUACAAUGUUCAGUUGUACAAGAAGAAAUCCUAAUGGUUCAUCUAUGGGGUGCUGCAUGUUCAGUACUGUUUAUGGGAGGGGGAGGCUGCACUGGACAGAAUAUUUGGCACAUUGUUUAAGCUCAGAUUGUUUAAUUGGAUUCUGCCCUUAUGGUUCUCUUUUGGACUCAAUUUGCACAUCAACUAGGUUUUUUUGGGUUUUUUUUCUGAAUUUUACUUUUGCAGUUUUUCAUGCUGGUUAUAAAGCUACAAACCUGCCUGAGAAGGUUCCUGCAGCUCGUUGAAAUCAGAGGGCAUCUGUUCCUGUACAUCUUUGCACAUCGUUGAAUUAGACUUUAAGCUAUGAAAUAUACUUCUUCCCCCAUUGCCCCCUUCCCCGGCCUUUACCUUCCCCUUUAAUACCGGCUUGUGUACACUACUUUCCUCUUGAUACUUUUAUAUUGUAUGUGUUCUAGUUUAACUGUGAGAGGAUGUGCUUCUUUUAUAGCCGAUACAUGGGUCCGUGCAUUACGGAUCAGAUUCUGUUUGCUAUUGGAUAUUUUACCUUGGAACUGAAUGUUACAAACUUGUUUUACUUCUCCAUUUUGUUUUUUUUGUUUGGUGCUUUUAAAAGUGUUCUGGAAAGCUUGAUUUUUAAACACUUCAGCAUUACAUUUGAAUUAAAUGUUUUAGCCAGGCAUCUUUAUUGUAACUUUUUUUUUUUAAUUCAGUGUAGUCUUUUAACAUUAAAUAAAAUUUGUAGUCUAAAGUAUUUUUAUGGCUUUUUUUUUUUUCUAUUAAACGCCCAGAAUCUCAUGUAAGUGCCGGUAUCCUGGCCCGGAAUCUCAUGUAAGUGCCGGUAUCAUAGAGAAUAGGGCCCGGAAUCUCCUGUGUCGUUAUCAUAGAGAAUAGGGCCCGAAAUCUCAUGUAAGUGCCGGUAUCAUAGAGAAUAGGGCCCCGAACCUCCUGUAAGCGCUGGUAUCAUAGGGAAUAGGGCCCGGAAUCUCCUGUGUCGUUAUCAUAGAGAAUAGGGCCCGAAAUCUCAUGUAAGUGCCGGUAUCAUAGAGAAUAGGGCCCGGAACCUCCUGUACGUGCCGGUAUCUCAGAGAAUAGGGCCCGGAACCUCCUGUAAGUGCUGGUAUCCUAGGGAAUAGGGUCCGGAAUCUCCUGUAAGUGCCGGUAUCAUAGAGAAUAGGGCCCGGAAUCUCCUGUAAGUGCCGGUAUCAUAGAGAAUAGGGGCCGGAAACUCCUGUACGUGCCGGUAUCAUAGAGAAUAAGUCCCGGAACCUCCUGUAAGUGCCGGUAUCAUAGAGAAUAGGGCCCGGAACCUCCUGUACGUGCCGGUAUCAUAGAGAAUAGGGCCCGGAACCUCCUGUACGUGCCGGUAUCCUAGAGAAUAGGGCCCGGAACCUCCUGUAAGUGCUGGUAUCAUAGGGAAUAGGGUCCGGAAUCUCCUGUAAGUGCCGGUAUCAUAGAGAAUAGGGCCCGGAAUCUCCUGUAAGUGCCGGUAUCAUAGAGAAUAGGGGCCGGAAACUCCUGUAAGUGCCGGUAUCAUAGAGAAUAAGUCCCGGAACCUCCUGUAAGUGCCGGUAUCAUAGAGAAUAGGUCCCGGAAUCUCCUGUAAGUGCCGGUAUCAUAGGGAAUACAGUCCAGAAUCUCAUGUAAGUGCCGGUAUCAUAGGGAAUACAGUCCAGAAUCUCAUGUGUUAUUAUUUGAAAUUCUUCAUCAUUGACAAACAAAAUGUUCUUGUGUUUUGACUUAAAUGGUAAAAUGUAAUAAUUCUCGACUAUCCUCAACUGUGUAAAAGGCUUCAGCUAAAACACACACUGUCCCCAUUGGCUUGAAUGGAUCUAGGCAGGUUUCAUCUCGCAAUUUAUUGACAAAAUACAGGGGCAUUACUUCAAUACCAAAGUUUUUAGAAGGAAAAAAUACAUUAACAAUAAUAAAUGGCAAAAAGUAUAAUCUGUGCAACAAUUGCAUUUAUCCGAAAAAUGUCCUUUAACAUUAAUGGCUGUGUGCGCCCCACCCCACCAGGCAUUCUUCUGUAUUUUGUGGGUUACUGGUCCUACAGCAAAUCCCUGCACAUCUCUUUCCCCACACAGGGCUUCAUCAAUGUUAAUAAUGCUGUAACCAUUAUAUAUGUAAUAAAAAGCACCAUGAUUGCCCAGGAGCAGUAA
This is a messenger RNA of Xenopus tropicalis (tropical clawed frog), 4192 nucleotides long. It is a transcript of the gene arl5b, whose product is annotated as ARF like GTPase 5B. Gene Ontology annotation, biological process: protein localization to Golgi membrane. The record is from RefSeq and is marked provisional. Gene Ontology annotation, molecular function: GTP binding; GTPase activity. Lineage: Eukaryota; Metazoa; Chordata; Amphibia; Anura; Pipidae.